AUGCGUCUCUUCUCUGUUGGACUGGCGCUGUGCCUGUGCGCAUCUCUGGCUGUGAGCGCACAGGACGAGGAGGUCCUGGACUUUAUCCGAGAGGACGGGACUGAGACUGGAGCCGAAGCAUCAGCCGAGUUCCUCAGGUCCAACAAGGCUUCCUGGCGCAUGCCGGGUCAGUAUGUGGUGGUCCUGCGUGAGGGGAGCCGAGAGGCGCACGUACAGAGGACCAUCCGGAGGCUGAGAGCCAAAGCGACCCGCAGUGGAGCCCUGGCGGAGAUCCAGCACACAUACUCUGGAGCGCUGCACGGCUUUCUGGUCCAUAUGAGCAGCGACCUGCUUCCCAUGGCAGUGAAGCUCCCCCACGUCCAUUACAUAGAGGAGGACUCGUCCAUCUUUGCUCAGAGCGCCCCCUGGCAUCUACAAAAAAUACUGCAACCUUAUGGAGGCCCCUCUGAGAAUGGGACAUACAGACCUCCAAAUGACGGUGGCCGGGCACAGGUCUAUCUGAUGGACGGCAGUGUGGACACCUCCCACAGAGAGAUCCAGGGCCGGGUCCUGGUCACAGACUUCAACCACGUCCCAGAAGAGGAUGGGGCUAGAGUCCACAGACAGGCCAGCCAGUGCGACAGUCAUGGGACACAUGUGGCAGGGGUCGUGGGGGGGGUGGACUCCGGAGUGGCCCGUGGAGCUGCAGUGAACUUGGUGCGAGUGCUCAACUGUCAGGGCAAAGGCACGGUGUCAGGGGCUCUUGCAGGUCUGGAGUACAUCCGGGCCUCUCUGAUGGCUCGGCCGCUGGAUGCUGUGGUGGUCCUUCUUCCUUUUGUUGCGGGCUUCAGCCGCUCGUUGAACGCAGUGUGCAGAGAGAUGGUGUCCAGCGGAGCGGUGCUCAUCGCUGCAGCUGGAAACUACAGGGAGGACGCCUGUCUCUACUCUCCGGCUUCAGAGCCAGAGGUGAUCACGGUGGGGGCGGUGAACUCCGUGGACCAGCUCAUGUCGCAGGGAGCAGGGGGCUCUAACUUCGGCCCCUGUGUGGACCUGUUUGCUCCGGGCGACGACAUCGUUAGCGCUAGCAGUGACUGUAGCACGUGCUUCUCCUCUCGCAGCGGGACGUCCCAGGCUGCAGCUCAUGUCGCAGGUAUAGCGGCGGUGAUCCUGUCGGCCAAUCAGAAGGCCUCUCCUGUGCAGCUGCUCCACAGUGUUCUCCACUUUUCCGUCAGUAACAGAAUCAGUCUCUUCUCCGUCCCGGACCCCCUGAGACUGCCCACCCCCAACCUGAUCACAGCCAUGCCUCCUGGGACAGCGGCCGCACAUGCCGAGCUGCUCUGCCGGUCAGUGUGGUCCGAGAGGUCAGGGGUCAGAGCUGUCAGUCGCUGUCGUCACGGAGAGGAGAUGAUGGGCUGCAGCAGCUAUUCACCAGACGGCGGCCAUUUUGGAGAAACAAUUGAUAAGAGCAGUGGUCAGAUGGAGUGCGUUGCUCACAGUGGUGCGGCAGGAGAGGGCGUGUUCGCCGUGGCCCGGUGCUGCGUGAUCGACGGACUUCAGUGUCACAUUCACAGCGGCGUGAAACCAGGACAGGACGCAGAGUGUGAGGGGCAGGAGAGCCGUCUGACCGGCUGCACGUCCCGCUCCUCUGCUCUGGUCUCUGGCUCUCGUCCUCACACGGAGCACAGACGCUGCUCGGCCCCUGAGGGUGGCGCGGCCUCCGCCCUCUGCUGUCGCGCCUCAGAUCUGGAGUGUCAGGUCCUGCAGCAGACGACAGCAGCAGCAGCAGCAGGAGCAGCAGCAGGACAGGUGGAGGCGUCGUGCCCGGCUGGAUGGACUUUGACAGAUUGUAAUGCCGUUUCCCGUGGCUCCAUCUUGGGCGCAGUUUCCAAGGAGGGCGUUGCCAGCACCCCUGUCCCACACGCAGUGAGUUCAAAACACCUACAAUCCUUUGUCACAACACGUUACUAA
Messenger RNA from Knipowitschia caucasica, 1947 nucleotides. NCBI's taxonomy places the organism in Eukaryota, Metazoa, Chordata, Actinopteri, Gobiiformes, Gobiidae. The record is from the annotation of a GenBank genome assembly.